Messenger RNA from Coffea arabica (coffee), 1064 nucleotides. The record is from RefSeq and is a predicted model, not a curated record. NCBI's taxonomy places the organism in Eukaryota, Viridiplantae, Streptophyta, Magnoliopsida, Gentianales, Rubiaceae.
GUCAGUGAUUUUUCUUUUCUUUUUAUUGUAAUAGGAGUACAAAAGUUUUUAGUUAAUUUACUACUUCAAGAAAAUAAAAAAAGGAAGAAGUUAAAGUAAACGUAGAGGAGGGAAGAAACUAGAAAGAGUCGUGAAUCGGAAAAAAUGGCGACGGCGACGUAUCCACCCCCGCCGCCGUUCUACAGGCUGUACAAGAAGUAUUCGGAGGAUUCAAAAUCUGCUCCGGAGCCUCCUCCCCCUAUUGAAGGCAAUUACCAACUGUUUGGAGCCACCUAUACUACUGAUGACGUGCUUCCUAGUCUGGAGGAACAAGGUGUUCGUCAAUUGUACCCAAAAGGGCCGAAUGUUGACUUCAAAAAGGAACUGAGGGCGCUUAACAGAGAACUCCAACUGCACAUAUUGGAGCUUGCUGAUAUUCUCAUAGAGCGGCCAUCACAAUAUGCUAGGAGAGUUGAAGAUAUCUCUCUCAUAUUCAAGAACCUGCAUCACCUUCUCAAUUCACUGCGACCCCAUCAGCUGGGUCCUUCCUGCUUCUCAGGCCAGAGCAACACUGAUCCAUAUUCUGGAACUUCAGAUACAGCGGCGUAAGCAAGCUGUUGAGGACAUCAAGAGGAGGAGGGAAGAAGCACAGAGACUUCUAAAGGAGGCUCUUGGCACCUUAGAUGGACAGUAAUAACCUUGGGUGGAAAUCUUCAUUAUAAAACUAGUGCUGCCAAGUUGUUCGUCAAGUCUUUGAGAAUCAGCAUAUGUCCAGUAGAGUUCGAAGUAUGUUGAUGUUUAAACAUGUAGUUAUUUGAGUAGGGAUGUAAUAUCUCAUCUGUUGGGAAUUUGGAGGAAGAAAAUUUCAAGGGCCACACUUGAAGGCUUGAGAUCACGGGAUUUUCACCCAGACAUACUUUUUAAUAGUUUCUAGUUACAUCCAAUGUGUGAGUUUUAGGAGAUUUAUUUAGCAAGAAGCAAUUGACACUCAAUUUGGAAACAGAUGUAUCUUUUCUGACCAUUGCUGAAUGAUAAGGAUAAUUUUCACGAAAUGUCAAUGAGGCUGUUUUACUCUUCGAUAAGGU